This is a messenger RNA of Toxotes jaculatrix (banded archerfish), 3369 nucleotides long. RefSeq lists its product as uncharacterized. The coding region runs from base 271 to 2874 and encodes 867 amino acids. The transcript is spliced from 4 exons. Gene Ontology annotation, molecular function: 3'-5'-RNA exonuclease activity. NCBI's taxonomy places the organism in Eukaryota, Metazoa, Chordata, Actinopteri, Toxotidae. The record is from RefSeq and is a predicted model, not a curated record.
AGUUAACGUUGUGGUCAAACAAUGAUUUCCGCAUCUCUUCUGUGAUUGGUUGAGACAUGGACAAGAGCCCGCCUUAUACAAAACUGCCCAAUCACUGACCAGCUUACUGUUUUGGAGCCAUCCACAGUGUGUUGUUGUUGUGAGGAGCGGACACGGUGUAGUCUGGAAAGAGACUACAGAGCUUCAGUACGGUGUCUUUUCGAAUGCUAAUGCCAAGGGAAGGAUUUUUCCUGCAGGAGUGCAUUCUCCAGGACAACACUGAAACACACAAUGGAGGAGGGCCAAGAUUUCUCCCUCUGUGGAAAAGCAGCUGUGACUGAGUCUAAUCUGAGAGAUGAGUAUUAUUGGAAGCUUGUCGCAGAUUUCAUUGGUCCUCAGUCGGGGGAAGGAUUAGAGCUUGAAAAGGCACCAUGCAAAAACAGACUUUUGAUUCAAGUCGGACUCGUGAGAGAGGAUAAUAAUUUUCCGUGGAUGGCCAUCGUCGAUUGGCUCAAGAAAAUAUUCCCCAGACAUCAGUCGGCUGAUUUUCGUCGCUUGAUUGAAAGAGGCAUCGCAACAACAUUGAGUCUGGGAAGUGAAGUGAGGCUGACCUUUCUGGAAUCAGAUGUCAACUUUAACUUUGUUGGCCCAAUAUGUGAUAGCAUCGGGGUUGAACGAGAUCAUCUUUUGGAAAUGAGGGAUUUUUCAGAGCGAGCACAAUCAGUUGAAGUCACAAAUGGAUUGAUUCUCGAGUUGAAUAACUUUGUUGCCAGGGAGAAAAUUGCCCCAGUCGUUAUAGUUACUUGGCUCAGAAACUUCAACCCUCAGUUUUGUAAGAAAGGGAACAUUCAAAAGGCGUACAAAGUCCUUAGGGCUAAGAUAAAAAGGUUAAAACUGUGUUGCCGCAAUUAUGAAACAAGAAGUCACAGGAGGAAUGCGGCGAUGGAAAAUCUGCUUCAAAGUCCAUUUGAACUGGUGCGAAAAAAACCACCUCGAUUUGUUGUGAAGAAACGCAUGAGAAGAGACAACACCAGCAAUUAUGAAAAAGUUACCAUCAAGGAGGAAUAUGAGAGUUUCGAAAUCAUGCAAGGUGAAGGGUCUGAGAGGAACAGAGGAGUUGUAAAGAAAAUAAUAGUGAAAGAACAUGUUUCUGAAUACAAUGAAAGCGAUGAGGAUUUGGAUGUAUCUACCAGUGAAGAAGAAACCUCAGACAACAAAGAGGAGGCCCAGACUCUGCUUGACAUUGCAAUGCUGUCUGUCCAAAAGCUGUCAAGUGUGUACGGAGGGAAAAACACAGCAUGCAAGCAGGUUUCCUUGGACCUCCUCAAAAAUCAGUAUGCCCUGACAUGCAAGGAGCAUCCAGCCAUGGCAGAGUUUGAGAAAAAGCUGGACUCACUCUGUGAAGACAUUUCACUGGCCUCUCCCGUGGUGUUUUUAAACUACAAUGCCAAUUUCCUUGUUGACAUGCAUGAUGCAGUUGAGCAGCACAUUAUGAGCUUUGAAAAAGAGAUCAUUCUGUCAGCAGGAGAGAAACUAGGCCGUGACAAGCUGCCAAAAUUCAAGAACUUUGUGAAUCUGUCAGAAAGUGCCACUUCACGCUUCAUUCACAUGACUUGUGAUAUCUUAAGCCCUCGCACGCCUGAUACACAAAAUUAUAGGAGACACUGGAUAGCCUUUUGUGAGGAAAAGAAAAAUCCCUCCAGACUUGCAUUGGACCAGUCAAACCGAUUCAACAAGUACUUUGAAGCUGCAGCAGGUCUUAUUCACCAUCACAAAGAGAUCGCCCUCUUCUUCUCUGAUUUGCUGUCACUGAACAACGACAACUGCCCAAACAUCAUUCUUGAGAGUGUUGCUGCUGAUGCUAAUGAUUCUGUGAUUCAGAGCCUUGUGUGUGUUCUGGCCAUUGUUUACUGCAAAAUCCUCGGCCCUUACUGGCAGCUUCUGAAGAGUGGAGGAGAGUACUCACUCUUCAGCCAGUACAUACUCUGUCUCUAUCAAAAGUUCCUUGACUGGUCCAAAGAUCCUUCAACUCUGCUGGAACCUGAAGGGGCCACAAAUGUUUUUCUGCAGUUCCCAUUGCAAGAGAAAACCUUUGAUAGAGUGUUUCAUUACUGUGGCCAGUGGCACACAAACAGGGACCUAAUCAGAGCUUGCCUGAAGAGGACUAUAAAGGUGAUUGCAGCCGUCACUGAUGAACAUCUGAAGGAUUUCCUUCCAGGAGGGAAAUUUUCCAAAGUCCCCACACCAGAUUUGAGCUUGCAGCUAGUGAGUUGUACAUUCUCCAUCCUGAUGGCGGAAUAUCCCUUCGGCCAAGCGUACACUUACAAGAAGACAAGACCUGACACGUCCUCUAAACAGUCCUCACACAAGUCCUUGUCAUUGGAUAGCUCUCAGGAAGAUGACCAGUCUUAUUCAUUUGACGACAGCUCUGAUGAAUCUUCCCACUGGAAAGCUAAAAAGAAUACACACGUUGGCCGAAAUGAUGACAGCAGUCCACAGAUGAAAAAGGGCAGCAGCAUUAAAAAAGAAAAAACAGUAAGAGUACAUAAAGAAGAGUUUGAGGAGAACAUGGACAGAGACUACAUAGUCGCUACAGUGAGCAGAAACGGAGGGCCAUGCAAGUCACAGCAGGAUGUCGACAAAAUGCUGCUGCGCUUUGAUGGGAAACCCCGAGCAGAGAAACGAGAAGCAAUCCGCUGUGAGAUACUGUACCAGAAAAUGAUUCUCAACAACACAGACCCACACUUGGAUUGCAUUUUCCGCAACAGCACACAAAUGAUGUUGAAGCUAAAGCUCGCACUUCCACGUGUUAAACCGGGGUACUCUCUUGUUUUGGCACCUAAAAAGACAAAAGUAAAGCCUUCCAAGCUCCAAGAACCAGUUGAAACAGAGUGAGAAGCAGCAGCAUGUGAGAGCUUUGAUUUCAUUUAAAAAAUGUGAUAUUGAGGAACAGAGGGCGAUGAAUGACUCAGAAUACCAUUACAAUGAACUUGUGUAAGCAUGUGACUUCCUCACAUGAUUGUAUGUUUGCAAACCAAGCAGAAAUAGACACAAGGACCUCAGUCUUUCAACACAAAGACCCUAAAAUGUAUUAUUCUGUAUAUGCCACAUAAAGCUGUCAUCUGUUGUACAAACAAUAUUUUUGAUGUCAUUAGCCGGAAAGAUUGUUAGAAUAUUUACUGCUAUUUUUUAUAUGAUACAACUCCUUGUAUUUGCAUGAAAAUAUUUUGUAGCUAUUUCUAGAAACAGAACCUGUUGCCAAAAAGGAAGCUAUAUUCUUUUUCUAAUACAAGAUUGUACCUAUUGUGAUCAUGCAGAGGUCAGUCAGUAACUACUGUUGACUUAUAAGAUGUCAUAUGAACCACUGUCAAAAUAAACAUCUUAUUUUUA